AUGAAGCCUAUUCGAAUCUGGCUCAUCCCUGCCGGCCCAAACCCUUGGAAGGUGGUGGUAAUCUUGGAGGAACUCAACAUACCCUAUGAGAUCACGUCAAUCAAGUUUGAGGAAGUCAAGAAGAAGCCUUUCACCGACAUCAACCCCAAUGGUCGUGUUCCAGCUAUCUAUGACCCGAAUACCGACAUCACUCUUUGGGAGUCAGGCGCCAUUAUUCAGUACAUAAUAGAGCAAUAUGACACUGAGCACAAGCUCACGUACACUACGCUCAAGGAGAGGCAUCAACUCAACCAGUGGCUUCAAUUUCAAAUGAGUGGCCAAGGACCGUACUACGGCGUAUCUGCAUGGUUCAACGUGCUUCACCAGGAGAAGUUGCCCUCCGCCAUCGAGCGCUAUAACAACCAGCUGAAACGCGUUCUCGGUGUCUUGGACGGGUGGCUUGCAACCCGGGAGUGGCUCGUGGGCGACAAGAUGACGUACGCGGACCUGUCUUUCGUUCCGUGGAACGACCGUAUAGACUCGGUCAUUCUGUGCAAGCCGGAAGAGAAAUUUGCCGGGUUCCCUCACGUGCAGGCCUGGCAUGAGCGCAUGGCUUCGCGCCCCGCGUGGAAGCGGUGCAUGGAGGUUCGGGAGCCUUUGAUGAAAGAGCAAGGUUUGCAACAAGGGACCGGAAGGCCGGCCCGGUUUAAAACCCACCAGGAAUAUGAAGAAGCAGUCGCAAGAGGAGAGAAUACCGAUCCUUGAAAUGUGAUCGCGUUACUGAUAUAUCAGAGUAGAAAGAUGGAAACGUCCUGGGAUAGUUAUGUUCGUCAUCAACUGUUAUUCUAGAUAUUUCAAAUCCAGAAUCAAAAUAACUAACUGGAAGCUCGUAUUAAAAAGGUUAAUAAUCAGCUGUAACAGGUAACCAUACAUCUCUCACAUUCUACAUGUAUGCAUGUAUGGUCACUCCAAUAUUUACAGAUAUGUAUCAAGUACCGUUGCAAUAAAGUUACUACCACGAAACCAAAUAUGGCUACUAACGACGAUGAUUUUCUGGAGAACCAAAACAUCGAAGGCCUUGCAGCGCGAGAUGCAAGACUGCCUAAUAUGCAUCAAUAAAAUAAUGAAAUCCUGACUCAGGUACUCAGUUAGGGAAGGAG
This is a messenger RNA of Daldinia caldariorum, 1139 nucleotides long. Its product is annotated as glutathione S-transferase. The transcript is spliced from 5 exons. The record is from RefSeq and is a predicted model, not a curated record. The coding region runs from base 1 to 744 and encodes 247 amino acids. NCBI's taxonomy places the organism in Eukaryota, Fungi, Ascomycota, Sordariomycetes, Xylariales, Hypoxylaceae.